Sphaeramia orbicularis (orbiculate cardinalfish) is the source of this 2272-nucleotide messenger RNA. RefSeq names its product negative regulator of ubiquitin-like proteins 1 (gene nub1). Gene Ontology annotation, molecular function: protein binding. NCBI's taxonomy places the organism in Eukaryota, Metazoa, Chordata, Actinopteri, Kurtiformes, Apogonidae. Gene Ontology annotation, biological process: regulation of ubiquitin-dependent protein catabolic process. The transcript is spliced from 15 exons. The record is from RefSeq and is a predicted model, not a curated record. The coding region runs from base 126 to 1919 and encodes 597 amino acids.
CCUCCUUCCCCGAAGUGACAAAACAAAAACAACAAACGGAGACGAAGAAGCGGACAUUUAACAGGAAUUUAACAGGAUUAUAGACCACGGAGGUGUUUGACAUCGCACUCUAUCAUCCAGAGGCGAUGGCGGAGCAGAACAUCGAGGCCAAGCUGAAGAACCUGCUGAAGCAGGAGAAGAUCCAGCUGUGGAAUCCUCCGUUCACCCUUGAGGACAACCAGCCGGGUCUGCAGCACAUGCAGGAGCUGUCGGAGCGUUACGCCCCUCUGCUGGGUCUAUCUGUGUCGGAGGUAGGGGGCGCUCUGGAGGCCAUCAGAGUCCAGGCAGUGAAGAGAGGAAACGGAAACAAGACGUUCAGAGAGACCAACGUGGCCACACUGGAGCUGCUGCUGCCCAGAGACAGCAGGAAGGACCCGAAGACCAAGACCUACCUGCAGACGAGGCUGGACGUGUCAGUGCAGGACGUGGUGGACAGGAUUGGAGGCGAGCACGACCUCAGGUUCAUCAAACUGAUCCUGAACGGCAGAACUCUGACCGCGGAUCGGCGACUGGACGAACAGGGCGUCCGGAACCACAGUAAGAUGAUGGUCCUGAAGGUGAGCGACGCCGAGUGGAAGCAGCAGCAGAGUAAAGAGGAGGAGAAAAUGAAGAACCAGAACGAGAGCAUCCAGAGGACGCAGAAGUGUUUCCAGAUCCUGUCGGAGCGAGACGGCAGCGAAGACCCGCAAACCACACCUUUCCUGGAGAUUGGUGACCAGAAGGGAAACCCGCUGAACAUCCCCCCCAAGGAGAAGAAGGCUCUGAUCCUGGCGAUGGGUUUCCACGAGAAAGGUCGAUCUCUGAUGAAGAAGAAGCAGUACGACAACGCGCUGUGUCACCUGCUUCAGGCCGACCAGCAGUUCAGUAAAUGCGGGUCGGUGCUGCUCAGGUCCGUGGAUAACUACGCCGUCCUGCAGCUGGACAUCGUGUGGUGUUACCGAGCGCUGGAGGCCCUGUCCUGUCUGGACGACGGCAGGCUCCGCCUCCAGAGGGCGGAAGACUGUUUCAUUCAGUGUUAUGGAGAACAGCAGCAGAGAUUACGCAUGAUCAAGGGUAACACAGGCAGAGAGGAGGUGCUGUUCCUGCGCUUGUACCUCCUCCAGAGUCUGCUGUCGUUCAUCGAAGGGAACGACGCCCAGGCCCGACAGCAGCUGUGCAAAGUGGAGUCUCUGUACAGUCGCAUGUGUCCAGACUCAGAGAAGAUGGCCCAGCUCAUGACCCUGGGGUUCACCGAGAGGGAGGCCCGACUGGGACUCAGAGCCUGUCAGGGAGACGUGGAGGAGGCCGCCAUCCACAUCAGCAACCGCAGACAGGAGCGUGAGGAGCUGAAGCAGAGGGAGCGGCAGAAGAGGAGGACCAGGAUGGACGCCAUCUGCACCCUGACCCAGCUGGGCUACUCCAGGACGGACGCCGCCAGAGCCCUGCACCAUGCCCACGGAGACCUGGACCGGGCCUACGGGAUCCUGCUGGACUCCAGUCAGACCGCCCAGGCCUCCAACAACAACACAGAGGAGGAGCUGAGUCCACAGAAGGUGGAGCAGUUGUUGUAUCUGGGCUUCGAGCGUCUGGCGUCUGAAACCGCCCUCAGACUGACGGGCGGAGACGUCCAGUCGGCCACUCAGCUGCUGCUGGACAACCAGGGCGUCCUGCCUGCUGAGCUGCUGUCGGUGUCCCCCCCGUCCACGUCCACGUCCCCCUCCUCUGAGGAGCCCAGCACCUCCUCCACCUCCACAGAGGACGACGAGCUGGUGAACGAGGUGCUGGAGGACAUUUCCCGUCACGAGGAGGAUUACCUGGACCUGACGCUGGAGGAGGAAGGAGAACUCAUCGACACCAUGAAGACGUACCUGAGCAGAGGCUCCGCCCACACCGUCUCAUAAACACUCACAUGCUUUACUGCAUUCAAAGCCAUACUUGUUCAUUUCUGCCCAAGCGGUGCCAAAGCUACGACACGGCUGCAGGACCACUUCAGGUACAGCCAGGAUUAAUCAGAACUUUUAGUUUCAUGGUUUAACAAAAUAAUCAGCUGACAGAUGUGAUGAUUUGAAUUUUUGUUCUAAAAUGUAAAAUGAAGAAAAUUCGGCUGCACUUUAUGAAUAUUCUGUUCACGUAAAAGGAUCAACAUUAAAUCCACUCGUUGGCUGUUUUAGAGAAACCAAAAAUACUCAGUUUGUGACAUUUUUCAUUUAUAUUUUGUUUCUACAUGGGCUGUGUCGGUUUAAUGGAGCCAAUA